CCAGGAGGAAGUUGACAGUUCAACUUCAAACACGGAUGACGCAGGCCCCACGCUGCCUGCUCCCCUGUCCCACCCCUGCCCGCGCCGGCCCGCCCCACCCCUCCUCCCUGAGAGGGAGACCCGGGAACCAGACACCCUUCGCCCACAGGUGCCGAGCUUGGCGAGGCUGAGGCAGGAGGAGGCCGCGCCCAUGGGGUCUCAGCAACCACCACUGGCCGCCCUGUACCUGCUGGGGGUGCUGGUCACUUCCUGCCUGGGAGGGCCCAACUUGGAGAACUCAGGGCUCCGGGUGAGACUGACAAGCUCCAACUCGCACUGCCAGGGCCAGCUGGAGGUCUCCUUCAAGACCAACAAACUGUGGCACACGGUGUCUAGCCGGAGCUGGGGGAAGAACCCGAACCACUGGGAGGACCCCAAGCAGGCCUCGAAUCUCUGCCGCCUGCUGUCCUGCGGGGAGGCCGUGGCCUUUGCCCACUUCCCUGACUUCAACAGUCCCAAGAACCAGAUCACCUGCCACGGAUUCAUGGGGUCCUUCUCCAACUGCAGCUUCAGCAACACAAACCAGAGGGACCCUCUGGGCCUGAUCUGCCUGGAGCCGCCCAGGACAGCACCUCCUCCCACGACCCCCCCCCCCACAACCACUCCGCAGCCCACAGCCCCUCCCAGGCUGCAGCUGGUGGCAGGGCCCGGGGGCCUGCGGUGUGCCGGCGUCGUGGAGUUCUACUGGGGCAGCCGGGGUGGUGCCAUCAGCUACGAGGCGCAGGACAAGACCCAGGACCUGGAGAACCGUAUCUGUGAGGCCCUCCAAUGUGGCUCCUUCCUGAAGCAUCUGCCAGAGGAGGACACCGCCAGGGCCCAAGACCCAGAGGAGAGCAGGCCCUUGCCAAUUCGAUGGAAGAUCCAGAACACGAGCUGUGCCUCCCUGGAGCAGUGCUUCAGUAAAGUCCAGCCCCGUGAGGGCGGCCGAGCUCUGGCCAUCGUCUGUUCUGAUUUCCAGCCCAAGGUGCAGAGCCGCCUGGUGGGACGCCGCAGCCUGUGUGAGGGGUCCGUGGAGGUGCGCCAGGGCAAGCAGUGGGAAGUCCUGUGCGACAGCCCCCGGCCCAAGGGCACGGCGCGGUGGGAGGAGGUGUGCCAGGAGCUGCAGUGCGGCAGCGUCGACUCCUACCGGGUGCUGGAUGCCAUCGAGACCUCCCAUGGGCUCUUCUGUCCCCAGGAGAAGCUGUCCCAGUGCUAUCAGCUUCAAGAGAAAAAAGCCUACUGUAGGAGGGUGUUUGUCACAUGCCAUGACCCAAACCCAGCAGGCCCGGGCGCAGGCACCGUGAUGAGCAUCAUCCUGGGCCUCGUGCUCUUGGCCGUGCUGCUGGUCGCGUGCGGCCCUCAUGCCUACCGGAAACUGGUGAAGAAAUUCCGCCAGAAGAAGCAACGCCAGUGGAUUGGCCCGACAGGAAUGAACCAGAACAUGUCUUUCCAUCGCAACCACACGGCCACCGUCCGGUCCCAGGUUGAGAACCCCGCAGUGUCACACGUGGAGAAUGAAUAUAGUCACCCUCCUAGGAACUCCCACAUCUCUGCUUGCCCAGCUCUGGAAGGGGCCUUGCAUCGUGUUUCCACCCAGCCCGAUAACUCCUCCGACAGUGACUACGAUUUGCACGGGGCUCAGAGGCUGUGAAAGAACCAGCACCAGGCACAGAACGGCAAGAGCCCGACCUUUUUCCGGAACACUCUGCAUUCGCCCCUUGGAAAUUAUUUCUGUCCCCAAACCAGGAAAUGUACCGAGGCAAGGGUGCCUUCCGACAUGUCCUACGUCCCUGCCGCCGAAUGCCGCGGGAGCCUGGCCCAGUGAGGACCCCCAAAACAGCUCGGCUGCGCCUCUGAGUGCGGGGGCCGUGAAAGGCAGAGCCCAGAGACAGACACGCGGGGAGCAGCGCCGAGAGGAAUCAGUUCUGUCCUCAGACUCUGCCCCCAGUGAGGACAAACAAGGAAGCGCCUCUCUGCCGUGGGGUGGGGGCUCAGUUCUCCAGUGGAUGUUUAAUAUGUUCUUUGUAAAUAACAGCUUUUCUACUUCCUGAGAA
Lynx canadensis (Canada lynx) is the source of this 2072-nucleotide messenger RNA. It is a transcript of the gene CD5, whose product is annotated as CD5 molecule. Gene Ontology annotation, biological process: T cell costimulation. NCBI's taxonomy places the organism in Eukaryota, Metazoa, Chordata, Mammalia, Carnivora, Felidae. The record is from RefSeq and is a predicted model, not a curated record. Gene Ontology annotation, cellular component: plasma membrane.